CCCGCCAAUAGUUUUUAGGUUGUGUUUACAAUAUUUUGAAUUUAGAAAAAGAUGUUUGGCGAAAAGGCUUGCGAUUUAAUUAAAGAACUUUCAAGAGCAGAAGAUAAUUUACCAGCUUAUAAUACUGAUUUAGUAACAGAGGUUGGAAACGAAAUUAAAGUGUUGAUAGAAAAAAAUCAGGAAGACGCCCAAAUUUCUGAAGACAGUAGAGCAUCAGAUGGAUUAUCGUACAUUUCUACAGUAAAAAUCAGACAUGCUGCAGUUAAGAGAAAUUUCCGAUGUUUGUUAGCUUAUCAUUAUAACAGAUUGAAAUGUAUUCGAACUAUGAGAUGGGAAUUUGGCAGUAUUUUACCAGCUGAUAUUAAAGUAAACAUGAGUGCAACUGAAUCGGAAUGGUUUACAAAAUAUUCCAGAUUAAUGACUCAAUAUAUGAGGUCUGUUGGCGAGGAAGGCGUAAAUUUAUGGGUAGAUCUAAAACCCCCAAAAGCUCUUUAUAUUGAAGUAAGAUGUUUAGUGGAUUAUGGAAAGUUUGAACUAAAUGAUGGAUCUGUUAUAUUUUUGAAAAAACAUAGCAGACAUUACCUACCUAGGAGUGAAUGUGAGGAACUAAUAAGGCAAGGUGUAUUUUACCACAUAAAUUAAGUUUGAUGUAAAAAUGUAUUUAAUAAUUUAACAAAGUAUUUAAUUGUGA
Brassicogethes aeneus is the source of this 691-nucleotide messenger RNA. The record is from the annotation of a GenBank genome assembly. Lineage: Eukaryota; Metazoa; Arthropoda; Insecta; Coleoptera; Nitidulidae.